AUGAAUUCCUUGACCAAGGUGAAGCUCAUCAGUGAGCUAAAUGAACGGGAAGUGGAGCUUGGAGUUGCGGAGAAGGUAUCCUGGCAUGCUGAGUACAAAGAUAGUGCCUGGGUCUUUGUUGGAGGGCUCCCAUAUGAAUUGACUGAAGGGGACAUCAUCUGUGUGUUUUCACAAUAUGGGGAAAUUGUUAACAUCAACCUUGUACGAGAUAAGAAGACUAGAAAAUCCAAAGGCUUCUGUUUUCUUUGCUAUGAGGAUCAGAGAAGCACUAUUUUGGCUGUGGACAAUUUUAAUGGGAUAAAGAUAAGAGGAAGAACUAUCCGAGUGGACCAUGUGGCUAAUUAUAGGCCCCCUCAGGAUUCCAGGCAUGUGGGUGAUGUGGUCAGAAGCAUUCAAGAAAAGGGCUGUGGGGUUAAAACUCCAUCCCCUGCUUUUCCUGAAUCCUCUGAAGAUGAGAGGCCUUUGAGGAAGCAUAAAAAGGCCAAAAAAGAGGAAAAAAUGAAGGAGAAUGAUGAAUAUGAAAGGAGUUGCAGUAACAGGGAAACCAGGUCAGCCAAAUUCCAUAAGGAGAAACCUGGAAAAAAAACCAAGAGUUAAAGUCUGGGCACAAUGAUCAUUCUAAACAUCAGCGAAAAAGAGACCUAUCCAAAAGCUACAAAUCAGUAAAAUCCCAAAACACAGAUCCAGGAGCCCUUCCAGAAGAUGGUCUGACAGCUCUCAGCAGGAUGAAAGUCUUUUUUUUUCUUAUACAGAAUAUAAAAUUUAUACGGUUUAUGCAUUAUUAAUUUAACAAUGUAUACUUCUAAAACAUUAAUUACAGCAGUUAUGUCAAUGACAUUAAUCCACAUGGGGUAUUUAGCCAUCCAAAUAAAUAUUUCAACAAAG
This is a messenger RNA of Monodelphis domestica (gray short-tailed opossum), 885 nucleotides long. The record is from RefSeq and is a predicted model, not a curated record. NCBI's taxonomy places the organism in Eukaryota, Metazoa, Chordata, Mammalia, Didelphimorphia, Didelphidae.